UUUUGUUUUUUUUUUUGUUGACAUUUGGGUUAUCAUCAAACUUUCGUGAAAUUUUUGCCAAGUUUGAUGUUAUUUCAUUCAAUUUUUGAAUUAUUCCUCAUAAUUUUGAAUUAAUAAUAAUCCAGUGAAGUGUAAAUGAACAAUGACCAAGUGUAUAAUCUGUGCUGCUCGCUACCCAGAUGUGAAUCUUCGUGCAUUCCCAAGAGAUAUAAACAGAAGAAAGCAAUGGUUCACUGUCUGUAAUCUUGAAUUCAGAGCAGGUGGUAAUCAGAGGAUAUGUAUUUCACAUUUCAGUCAACAACAAUUGGAAAUGAAUCGAGCCGAUGGUCAAAUAAGACUGAAACCAAAUGCUGUACCUGAUCAAUGUUUGAAACCACCUAAAUUCCAUGUUCCUGUAUCAACUACUACGUUCGAUAAUAACGUGAAUAAUGGAGAUAACAAUGAAACUGUAAUGGCACCGAUGGACGAGCAGUGGUACUCUCAAAGUAUUCGUAUCACUGAUCCAGAGACGAUCUUAGCCCAAAACUCAGCUGCACAGCUCGAAUUGAACGAAGACAAACACAAUAUUGAUAUUUCAAUUAACGAAAGCUCGUCGAAUAAUCACGAAAAUUCCGUUACCCGUGAACUAUCCAAAGAAGAUCAAGAUGAUGAAAAAGCAAUUAAAAGUAUCUACGGUGAUGAGGAAACGAAAGCUGAACCGUGCUGUCCCAAGAAUUGUAAUUUCAAAAUACCUAAAAACCUCGCUUUACAACAUAGAUAUUCGUUCCAAGAGCUCGAUAAAAAAGAAAAAGAUCUCGUGGUUCUGAGCCAUUUACAGCAGCAUCGUCGAAUCACGUCACUCAUUGGCGAGUAUGCUAAAUUACAGAAUCGAAAACUACGUCUUAAAGCAGAAGAUUCCCUCACUCGUCAAGGAAUAAGUUACUACUUUUGUGAUUUACAAAUCUGCAAAAAAAUGUAUUUCUUCUUGCACGAUCUCGGCAGGAAGGAAUUCCGCAAUUUGGUCAAACACUACGACGAGCAAGGAUUGACUCCUCGAGUACAUAAGCUUACAUCAGUCAUUCCAUGUCGUGAAAAUGUUUUGAAACCCGAAGAUAUCGAGAAUAUAGUCUCAUUUAUAAAAUCAUACGGUGAACAGUUCGGUCGUCAUAUGCCACGUAGAACAGGUAAAAUGCGAACGCCCCAGUUCAAAAAUUACAAAGUCAUCGGAUUACCAGAGGAUAUGUCGAAAACCGCCAUUUAUAACAAAUAUUGCGAAAUUGGUACAAAACCUGUAAAACUGCGAACAUUCUUCAAAACGUGGAACACAUAUUGCCCGUACAUCAUAUCAUUACAUCGACAAGCUACCAACAAGUCAAAAUCUGAUUCGAAUAAUUACGAAGAUGGUCUUCUUAUGUAAGGAACGUGGGAACUUACGCAAGGCUUUUCAAUAUUGUUAGCCCAAAAAUUCUUCGAGUUGAACAUUUCAACUUCUUGUUUUUUGAGCACGAAUCAAGCAGUAAUGACUAAUAAGGAGAAAUUGUGUUGUGUUUGACUGCCUGGGUUGUUAGACUUAGUGUUUUCGAAGUGUUCUUAUUUUUAAUUCAAUUCGUAGUAAAUGUUUCUGUUUUUGUCUUU
Planococcus citri (citrus mealybug) is the source of this 1614-nucleotide messenger RNA. RefSeq lists its product as uncharacterized. The coding region runs from base 143 to 1396 and encodes 417 amino acids. NCBI's taxonomy places the organism in Eukaryota, Metazoa, Arthropoda, Insecta, Hemiptera, Pseudococcidae. The record is from RefSeq and is a predicted model, not a curated record. The transcript is spliced from 7 exons.